AGGUCACGAUCAUCCAGAGCUGUGUUAAAGUGUCAGCUGUCAUUCAAGGCCUGGUCAAAGGAGAAAGUGUCAGGACAGACUUGAUGGUGGAUCCACGCAGCAAAUCCCUGGUGCUUAAUGGGAAACCAGGCCACCUGCAGUUUUACUCCCUCCUGAGAGACAAACUGCUGUACAACCUGGACAUAGUACAGCAGGAGUACAUUCAUGAGUCGGGCCUGGAGCAGUUUGAGGUGGUCAAGGCGGCCUUCGAUGCCUCUGGCAACUGGCUGGCAACAGUGGAAGAAAGAAAACAGAAAGCUGCUGAGCUGGAGCUUAAUUUGAAACUCUGGUUAUUUGAUGAACAAACACAAAGUUUUGUGCUGAACACAACCAUCUCGGCCCCACACGAGGCCCGGAUUACAGCCAUGUGCUUUUGCCACGCCACCGACAGCCAGACCACCAUGCUGGUCUCCACCAGCAAGGACGGACACUUCAAAGCCUGGCAGCUGGCCGCACCAGGCCACACAGAGGAAGGUGAAGGUCCUUCCUGGUCGUGUGAUUUUGUCGGAACCUAUCACGGCCUGGCGCCUGAGUGCUGCUGUUUCUCAGCCGAUGGUUCUCUGUUGGCCGUCAGCUUUCAGGAGGUGGUGACUGUGUGGAGCCCGGCCUCCUGGGAGCUCCUGACAACUCUGUCCCAGCCACCAGGAGCUAUUAGGGAUCUUUGUUUUGGACGACUUAGCUGUUCCAAGUAUCUGCUGGGAACCACUGCCAAAAACCUUCUCUGCUGCUGGAACCUCCUCACCUGCUCCUUGGAGUGGAGCACCUCAAUGGACAUCAGCCUGCUGCUGGCUGACCCCCUCUCUGAGAACAUGGCUGCCUUCUGCUGUCAGGCUGGAUGCACAGACUUGUUCGUGUUUAAGCCCAGCGAGCCUCGGCCGCUGUUUUCCCAUAAGGCCGUGUGCUCAGGGAAGGUGACUCGUGCCGUCUUUGCCCCGAGGGAGGAGAUGCUGGAGAGCUGUGAGGAGAGCAGUCAGUGGCUCAACUGCUCACAACUGUACUUCCUCACUCAGUACAUGGACCUCAUGACAUUCACCACCAAGGCAGAGGAGGACAGACUGAUGGCGUCCAGCAAACAGCUUGUGAUCGACGACAGUGUCGCCAUGACACCAUUUUACCUGUUGCUGGGGAAACACCGGCAACAGGGAAAUCAAGACACGCUGAGCAGCGUCUCAGCUGAGAGGACGCCUCUGCCACAGGGCUCCGUAGCUAUCAAAGAGCUUCUGCAGACCCCGGCCCACGUCUUACCCUCCACCUCUUUCCUCUGCUCCAUGUUUGUACAGUCUCUGCUCAUCUCCGUGACAGACGGCAGAGAGGAAAAGAAACAUGCAGAGGAGGAAAUGGAGAGUGAGAAAGAGGAAGAGGACUCGGAGGGGGAAAUGGAAUCCAGCACCACAAGACUAGAAUCACUGGAACAUCAGGUUGCAGAAUCUGCAGCCCCCGCUCUGUCAAAAGCCCAGGUUAGAGAACUGAGGAGGGUGAAGAAACUUGACCACAGCUGGCUCGCAGCCCUAUUGGACUCGUGAUCAUAUUCAAAGACAGACACUCGGAUUGUUUUACACCAUUGCAUCAGAGUGGAUAUUUACAGGAAAGAAAAGAAGUGUCCAAGUGUAAACAAAUCCCUAUAGAAAUACAAAACAGAAAAUAAUUGAUUGCUUGAGUAUCGGCCCCUUUGGCAGCAGUUACAGCUUUGAGUCAGUCUGGACUUGUUUGUAUUAGUUUGCACAUUUGAACAAUACAAAUGUUUUCUCUGUAAAGCAGCUGGAACUAUGUUGGAUUGGGAUGAUGUGUGAAUCACAAUUUUUGCCACAAACUGGUCUGGAUUCUGACUCGGCCACACCAGAAUAUUAACAGUAUUGUUUCUAAGCCAUUCCUAUCCUGUGUAGCUUUGGCUGUUGUCUUGUUGGAAGAUAAAUCUUUUCCCACUUCCCAUUGUUCUGCUGCUGGCUGCAGCAUGUUUUCCUCCAUUAUUGUCUGUAUUUCCCUGAGUUCUGGGGCCUCUACCACCAAAUUGGCAACAUGCAAGCAUGCAAGUAUAAGAUCUUUCAUUUCUCUUACACUAUACUUGCGAUCCAUGCACAAGCAUACAAGAGCUCUGUAAGACUUCCAAAUGCAUCUGCAAUUUUGGAGCAACAAUUGAUUUUUUUAUUUUUUAAUGAAAAUUGCAACUGUGCAUUUGUGUGCAAGCAGUCCUCGCCUGUUACUUGCUACCUACACAAGCCUCCCAGUUCCUGCUGCAGAGAAGGAUGCCCACAAUGCUUGGCAGGACGGUGCCACCACCAGACUUCGUGCAGGGGAUGGUUUGUUUUUGCAGAUGUACAGUCUUUGGUUUACCCCAAACAGAGUUUAGUGUGAUGAUCCAAAAACUCAAUAUUGGAUUCGAAAGAACCUUGUUUUUCAUUUCAGUCUCCCACAUGCCUGCUGGUAAUCACUAGUCGGGUUUUUGAAUCACAGGAUUAUAGCUAUCCCAUAUUUGAUCCAUUUUUAUCAUCAGUUACUCUUCUCUGAGGGAUGUCAAGUGGAUCUUUCUCCUACAGUCAAUGUUUGACUUCCAGAUAAAGCUGCCAGGCGUUGAUUAAAUGCAAAUCAUUUUACUUAAUAUGACUUAAAACAACUGGCUGCCCCAGUGUAUGUCAUCGUAGAGAGAUUAAAUACUUCAAUUUGUGGUGGCGUUUCUUUUGACUUGGACAUUAAAGUAUGUCUGCUUCUUUCCCGUUGUAAUCCGCUGUUAUUUAAUGUUAAAACAAAUGUCGGGGGAGGGGGGGAACUUUCUAAAUGCAUUGUAUGCAUGCACAUAUGUGCAAUUACAUUUUUCUAUAUUUUGGAUUUGAAUAAACAGAUCUAAGCUUUCCUUAAA
Micropterus salmoides (largemouth bass) is the source of this 2893-nucleotide messenger RNA. Its product is annotated as WD repeat-containing protein 75-like. Lineage: Eukaryota; Metazoa; Chordata; Actinopteri; Centrarchiformes; Centrarchidae. Gene Ontology annotation, molecular function: RNA binding; protein binding. Gene Ontology annotation, cellular component: nucleolus. Gene Ontology annotation, biological process: positive regulation of rRNA processing; positive regulation of transcription by RNA polymerase I. The record is from RefSeq and is a predicted model, not a curated record.